CAUUUGGGAAAGCCGUAGCUUUCAGGGCAGCACCAACCUCCCUCUUCGGGCCGCUUCCAACAUCACGGCGAGAGGAGCUUCCAACAUCACGGCGAGAGGAGCUUCCCCACGCCCCCACUUUCCCACUGCCUCCCUAUGGACCCGCCGUGGUCCCGGCCCACGAGGCAUCCACCCAUAUAACCAGAAACAAACAGCCUUCCCGCACACUGUCACACCAGCUCCGGAGUCCCCUUGCCUCCACGGCGCGGCGCUCCUCCUCUCCUCUCCCGCCGUCUCCGCCUCACGGGCGCGCCCGAGCUCGAAUCGCCGCCGGCCCAACCGGGAGCGCGCGCAAGCGGACGCGAGGUUGAGCCGUCAUGGAGCCCGACGACGAGCGGGAGCGGGCGCUGGCGCCGCAGCGGAAGGGGAUAUCCUACAGCCAGCCGCUCUCGCGGGACGCGGUGGCGCAGGCGGCGUACGCGCGCCACGCCGCGCUCAGCUCGCACAGCCUCGACGACGACCCCAUCGCCUCCGCCUCGGCGCACCGCCACGACCCCGCGCGCAGCGUGUCGUACCCCCACCAGCUCCCGCCCCACCACCGCCACAGCCGCGGCGGCGAGUCCAUGUACCUACACGCCGCCUCCUUCAGCGGCGGCCCCGGCGCCGGCGCGGUGACGCUGGAGCGGGCCGUGGCGACGUCGGAGCACGGGGGCGCGGCCGGCAGGGGCGCACUGCAGGAGUUCGUCGGCGCGGGCGGGGGCGAGGGCAUCUUCCGCGUGCCGCUGCGCGCAGCCAUGCACCCUGGCCGCCCGCCGGCGCUCGAGGUGCGGCCCCACCCGCCGCGGGAAACGCAGGUGUGCUCCUUCCUGCGGACGCUCGCGUGCGAGCCGCAGCUUCGCCAGCUGUGGGCAGGGACCGAGUCCGGGGUUCGGGUGUGGGGCCUCGACGAGCUGUUCGCCGGGAGCGUCGCGGGGGCGCGCCGGGGAGACGAGGAGACCGCGCCGUUCACGGAGUCCGUGCCCGCGCCGCCAGCGCUCUGCGUCGCGUUGGACAGCGCGAACAAGCUCGUGUGGACGGGCCACAAGGACGGGAGGAUCCGGGCGUGGCGCAUGGACCUCGCCGCGGCGCCGGCGGCUGCAGCGGAUGGUGGCGAGAAUGCGCCCAUGUUCAAGGAGGCCCUGUCGUGGCAGGCGCACAGCCGCACCCCGGUGCUCUCCAUGGUCGUCACAUCAUACGGUGAAAUAUGGUCAGGCACCGAAGCGGGUGUUAUAAAGGCAUGGCCCUGGGAUACCAUUGCUAAGUCCCUCUCACUAACACCAGAAGAAAAAUAUAUGGCUUCUUUAAUGGUCGAAAAUGCGUAUAUUGACCUUAGAAACUAUGUCACAGUUGGUAACAUGUUCUCUUUGCCCACUACUGAUGUGAAACACAUGCUUGCGGACCAUUGUCGAGCGAAAGUUUGGAGUCUAACUAGCAUGACGUUUGCUAUUUGGGAUGCUCGGACAAGAGAGUUGUUAAAAGUAUUUGGCAUGGACGGCCAAGUGGAGUCAGCUCGUUUAGAGCCACUAGUGAUGCCAGAACAAUUUAUAGAGGAAGAAAUCAAAGUAAAACCCACAAAGAAGGAGAAAAACCAAGGCUCUUUCACCUUCUUACAGAAAUCUUGGAAUGCCUUGAUUGGGGCAGGCGGUGCAGUACGCAGAGUUGCAACUAAAGGAACAUUCGUCGAAGAUAACCGUCGAACAGAAGCAGUGGCUCAAGCAAUGGAUGGAGCAAUUUGGUCAGGUUGCACAGAUGGCUCGAUUAUUAUGUGGGAUGGAAAUGGGAAUUGGCUAAAAGAGUUCAGUUAUCAUAAUUCUUCUGUUCAAUGCAUAAAGGCACUGGGAGAAAAGGUGUGGGUGGGCUAUGCCAGUGGUGCUGUUCAAGUCAUGGAUGUUGAAGGUAACCCUCUGGGAGGAUGGACCGGACAUAGCUGUCCAGUCAUUCAGAUGGCCGUUGGUGGUUCUUACAUCUUUACUCUAGCCCAUCAUGGUGGUAUUCGAGGAUGGCCUCUAACUUCUCCUGGGCCUCUGGAUGAUAUUCUGCGAACGGAAUUGGCGAAGAGGGAGUUGUCCUAUACAAGGGUAGAGAACAUUAAGAUGCUUGUUGGAACUUGGAAUGUUGCACAGGAGAAAGCAUCACCUGAAUCUCUUUGGUCAUGGUUGGGUAGUGCAUCAUCUGAUGUUGGAUUGGUGGUGGUUGGCUUGCAAGAGGUUGAGAUGGGUGCUGGAGUUCUUGCCAUGGCUGCAGCUAAAGAAAGUGUAGGGCUUGAGGGCAGUGCCAAUGGGCAGUGGUGGAUAGAUAAUAUUGGCAAGACACUUGAUGAGGGGAUAUCCUUCCACCGAGUUGGCUCGAGGCAGUUGGCUGGAUUACUUAUUGCUGCAUGGGCAAGGACAGACCUUAAGCCACAUAUCGGUGAUGUUGAUGCUGCUGCGGUGCCAUGUGGCUUUGGACGCGCUAUUGGCAACAAGGGUGGUGUUGGGUUAAAAAUGAGAGUUUACGAUCGUAGGAUAUGUUUUGUGAACAAUCAUUUUGCCGCACAUCUAGAAAAUGUUACUCGUCGCAAUGCUGACUUUGAUCAUAUCUAUCGGACAAUGAAUUUUAACAAACCUCAUGGAUCUGCAGCUUCUGACACGUCUGUCCAAUUGCAUAAAGCAGUGAAUGCCAAUGGGAAUCAGCCUGAUGAAGAUAGACCUGAGCUAGCAGAAGCCGAUAUGGUUGUUUUUCUUGGUGAUUUCAACUACCGACUUUAUGGUAUCACCUAUGAUGAGGCAAGGGAUAUGGUCUCGCAAAGGAGCUUUGACUGGCUUAGAGAAAGGGAUCAACUUCGAGCAGAAAUGAAGGCAGGAAACGUGUUUCAAGGAAUGCGUGAAGGUUUUAUCAGAUUUCCUCCAACUUACAAAUUCCAAAGACACCAACCAGGUCUUGCAGGGUAUGAUUCGGGUGAGAAGAAGAGAAUACCUGCUUGGUGCGAUAGAAUAGUGUAUCGAGAUAGCCGUUCCGAAACAAUACGUGAAUGCUCAUUAGAGUGCCCUGUUGUUGCUGCAAUUACAUCAUAUGAAGCGUGCAUGGAUGUGACAGAUAGCGAUCAUAAACCAGUGAACUGUACGUUUAGUGUUGAUCUUGCAAGAGUGAACGAGCUGAUAAGAAGACAGGAGUAUGGAAAAAUAAUCGAAUCGAAUGAAAAGCUACAUUGUUUGCUUCAAGAAUCCCAUCGUGUUCCAGACACUAUAAUCAGCACAAACAACAUUAUAUUGGAAAACGAGGAAACUGUUGUCCUUCGAAUAACAAAUAACUGUGGAUCAAAAAAGUCUGCUUUUGAAAUCUUAUGUGAAGGCCAGUCGACAAGCCAGCAGGACGGAACGAAAUCUGAUUUUAUUCCAAGGGCAUCCUUCGGCCUUCCACAUUGGCUUGAGGUUCAACCAUCCAUCGGCCUCAUCGAGCCUGGAGAAACAAUGGAAGUUAACGUGCAUCACGAGAACUACUACACGCAAGAAGAAUUCGUCGAUGGAGUCGUGCAAGGCGGAUGGUGCGAACUGACCAGAGACAAGGAUGCCGUCCUGCUGGUCAAUGUGACAGGCAGCACCUCAACCGAAACCGUUACGCACAGGAUCAACGUCCGGCACUGCUGCGCCGCAAGCCCGGCGCCCCGGCCGGCCAGUCUACUGUCCAUCGCCGCCCCGCCGCCCGGUGACGCUCCGUCUAGCGAAGGCCCCACGGAACGUUCUUCCAGAAAGAGCCAGUCGAACCAUCUGCAGCGUUCGGACGCGCAUUUCGGCGCCUCAGAGGUGCAUGACCUGUGCCGUCUGCGGGACAUGUAAGGGCUUUUCUCUUGUUUGAUUGAUGUAGUAGCAGUUUUGUAUAGGGGGCGAGGUAAUAGUGUGCUUACCAACAAGAAUCAGGGAGGAGCUGCUCCACUGUUAACGCUGUACAUAUGCAGCCUCUCACCAUUCUUCGUGUAACCAAGGAAGAAUUGCAUAGUUACAGGACAUAAUCUGUAGUUAGUUUUUUUUUUAACUUUUUUUUGGUGUGUGGAGGAGUGCAUGUGAUGUGGAAUGACUUUCUAUAUAUACUUAAGCCGCGUUUGGAUUGAGUGUAAAAUAAUACAAUACAAGUGUAUUAAUUUUA
Messenger RNA from Hordeum vulgare subsp. vulgare (domesticated barley), 4140 nucleotides. RefSeq names its product type II inositol polyphosphate 5-phosphatase 15-like. Gene Ontology annotation, molecular function: protein binding; phosphatase activity. The transcript has 11 exons. The record is from RefSeq and is a predicted model, not a curated record. Bases 357 to 3833 code for a protein of 1158 amino acids. Gene Ontology annotation, biological process: phosphatidylinositol dephosphorylation. NCBI's taxonomy places the organism in Eukaryota, Viridiplantae, Streptophyta, Magnoliopsida, Poales, Poaceae.